AUGGUAGAAAAGAAAUUUCCAAAAACACUUGAAAAUAACAAAUAUCCCAUCGUUUAUUCAGAGUUUUACAAUAUCCGAUUUUUGGGUUUAGAAAAAUUCCAUAAUUUCAAUGCUAAGAAAUGGAAGAAGACAUUCGAACGUUUAAAGGAGUUGAUUAGCAUUGAUGAAGAUGAAACAUUUGAGCCAAAUCCUGUACAUAAACAGGAGCUCUCUCUAGUGCACACUAAAGACUACCUUAAGAGUUUGAAGAGGAGUUGGAAUGUGGCGAAGAUCCUUGAAGCACCAUUUCUGUCAUUUUUGCCCAAUAUUAUCGUCCGAAGAUAUUACCUGAGGCCGAUGAGGUACCAGACCCAAGGUACCAUCAUGGCCUGCGAACUGGCCCUCAAGCGAGGGUGGGCCAUCAACCUAGGAGGAGGCUUCCACCACUGCAGUGCCAACCAAGGGGGUGGCUUCUGCCUCUACGCCGACAUCAGCAUAGCCAUCCGCCACCUCUUCAAUUCCUUUCCACAGGUUGUCAAAAAGGUCAUGAUUGUCGAUGUGGAUGCCCACCAAGGAAACGGUUACCAAUUAGACUUCUUUGGCCAUCCUUGUGUUUACAUCAUGGACGUGUACAACCAGCACAUAUACCCAUUGGACUUUAAUGCUAGAAAAGCUAUACAUUGUAAAGUAGAAGUGAAUUUCUUUAUAAAAGACCAAGAUUACUUGCCGAGAUUGAGAAAGGGUUUGGAAACGUCCCUGAGAGAGUUUCAACCCGACAUUCUUAUAUAUAACGCAGGAACCGAUGUUCUGGAAGGAGACUGCCUUGGGAUGCUGUACCUGUCACCCUCAGCGGUUGUUCUCCGUGACGAAUUUGUGUUCCGCAAGGCGAUGGAAAAGCAUAUCCCAAUUGUGAUGCUCACUGGCGGUGGAUACACAAAAAACAGCGUCAAUGCAACUGCGGAUUCAAUUGCCAAUCUCAUCCGCUUAGGCAUUAUAGAGAGGACAUAG
Molecule: messenger RNA, 987 nt
Organism: Nezara viridula (southern green stink bug)
Lineage: Eukaryota; Metazoa; Arthropoda; Insecta; Hemiptera; Pentatomidae
Source: the annotation of a GenBank genome assembly